AGCGCCGCGGAUCCCCGGAACAGGAGCGGGCACGGCGGGGCAGGGCGGGCGGAGGAGAGGCCAAAGUGGCACGGCGGGGGCUGGGAGCCGAGCGGGAGCACCGCGGGUGCCCAGGGCAGGGCGUGGGCAGCCCGCGCCGAUGCUCGCUGCCGGCGGGCAGCGCCGAGGGGGCGGCGGGCAGCCCGGGGCCCCCGGGAGCAGCCCGGCUCCCCGGUGAUGGCAUGGACCCGCCGCUGCCCGCCAGCCUCCCGCAGCCCCGCUCCUGCCGCCCCCCGAGCCCCGGCGCGACUGAUGCGGAGCCGCUCGUAGCCACCCAGCCAUGGCUGGAGAUUCCCGGAUCUUCAUGAACCAGGACAUGGACAUCGGGGUCACAUCCCGGGAGCCCAAGAAGAUCCCCAAGCAGGCUCGGGAUGACGUCCCCAUCGCCACGGACAGGACCCGGCUCAUUUCCACCGAGGGCAAGAAGCCGCGGCAGCGGUACAUGGAGAAGAGCGGCAAGUGCAACGUGCACCACGGGAACGUGCAGGAGACCUACCGGUACCUCAGCGACCUCUUCACCACCCUGGUGGACCUCAAGUGGCGCUUCAACCUGCUGGUCUUCACCAUGGUCUACACCAUCACCUGGCUGUUCUUUGGGUUCAUCUGGUGGCUCAUUGCCUACAUCCGGGGAGACCUGGACCACCUGGAGGACGAGAACUGGAUCCCCUGCGUUGAAAACCUCAGCGGAUUCGUGUCGGCGUUCCUGUUUUCCAUCGAGACCGAGACGACCAUCGGGUACGGCCACAGGGUCAUCACGGAGAAGUGUCCCGAGGGCAUCGUGCUGCUCCUGGUCCAGGCCAUCCUGGGCUCCAUCGUCAACGCCUUCAUGGUGGGAUGCAUGUUUGUCAAGAUCAGCCAACCAAAGAAGAGGGCGGAGACCCUCAUGUUCUCCAACAACGCUGUCAUUUCCAUGAGGGAUGAGAAGCUCUGCCUCAUGUUCCGGGUUGGGGACCUCCGCAAUUCCCACAUUGUCGAGGCUUCCAUUCGAGCCAAACUGAUUAAGUCCAAACAGACCAAAGAAGGAGAGUUUAUUCCCCUGAAUCAAACGGACAUCAACGUGGGAUUCGACACCGGAGACGACAGGUUGUUCCUGGUGUCCCCUCUCAUCAUCUCACAUGAGAUCAAUGAGAAAAGCCCCUUCUGGGAGAUGUCCCGCACCCAGCUGGAGAAGGAGGAGUUUGAGAUUGUGGUCAUCCUGGAAGGAAUGGUGGAAGCCACAGGGAUGACUUGCCAGGCUCGCAGCUCCUACAUGGACACCGAGGUGCUGUGGGGACACCGCUUCACCCCCGUGCUCACCCUGGAGAAGGAUUUUUACGAGGUGGACUAUAACAGCUUCCACAGCACCUACGAGACCCACACGCCCGUGUGCUGUGCCAAGGAGCUGGCCCAGUCCCGCCGGGAAGGGCAGCUCCUCGGGCCCCUGCCCAGCCUGGGGCGGGACACAGGGACAGCCAGGGAGGACGAGGAGGAGGAGGAGGAGGAAGGCAGGGAGCCGGCGGGACUGAGCGGAACCAACGGGACAGCGGGAGAGGGGAAGGAAGAGGUGCCUGUAUAACCCCGGAGCCGCUGGAGCACAGCCCCCCUCACACCUGCUGGGACACUGCACUGGCCAGCCAGGAGCCCCGGCAGCCAGAGCUGGGGUUCGUGUCCUGCUGCUCGUCCUGGGAGUCACUGCACUGCACCGUGCCUCAGUUCCCCCCCUUUCCCUGAGGCUCUGAGCUUUGCCCUCCUCUGCAAAGCAUCUCGAUCUCCAUGGACAAGGCCCUCUGUUCUCAUCACUGUCAAAACCAUAAUUCCCACCGCUGGUUCUUUCAAACAGUGUUCAUUGGACGUGCAGAACUCUGCCCCUCUUGCCAGGGUGUUUGACCAGUCCAGAAUGUCCCAUCUCAGUAUGAAGAAUGUGAUUUCAUACCUUCACUUAACUUGUGAGUCAAUGUAUUGUAGACAUUGUUCCAGCUAAAUUAAAAGAAAAGGUAAAAACCUC
This is a messenger RNA of Passer montanus (Eurasian tree sparrow), 2023 nucleotides long. RefSeq names its product potassium inwardly rectifying channel subfamily J member 5 (gene KCNJ5). Gene Ontology annotation, molecular function: G-protein activated inward rectifier potassium channel activity. Lineage: Eukaryota; Metazoa; Chordata; Aves; Passeriformes; Passeridae. The transcript has 3 exons. Gene Ontology annotation, cellular component: plasma membrane. Bases 320 to 1594 code for a protein of 424 amino acids. The record is from RefSeq and is a predicted model, not a curated record. Gene Ontology annotation, biological process: regulation of monoatomic ion transmembrane transport; potassium ion import across plasma membrane.